AUGCGCUUCUUCUUCUUGAUUUUUCCCCCCUUUCUCGUUCUCGCCCAGCAAUACGCCGGCGACACCAUCAUCAGCGGCGCGAAUUUGCCCCCCGUCGCAGGCGCGGAAGUCGCGUUUUUCAAAAUUUUCGAUCCGACCGGCGCCAACGAGCAUCUUACUUUGAUCAACUACUAUUCUCUCGGCUCGGAUGGACAUCGGAUUGUGGAGGGCAAGGUUCGGAGGGCGGUUAUUGUGCUGCAUGGGCUUUUGAGGGAUCCGUGGAAUUAUGAGAAUGAUAUGCUCACGGCUCUGGCACAAGCCCAUGCUGGAAAUGCCGACAUCUCCGCCGACUCUGUCGCCGUCAUCGCGCCCUAUUUCACCAAUGGAGCUGACAAGAACACGGCCUAUCCAUGGACUGAAGGCCUCAAAGCCGGUCGAGGCAGCACCUCCAACGCCCUUGUCUGGUCUGGCUCUCAGUGGUCCGCCGGCGCCAACAACCAAUACCCAGUUUCCAGCACGAACACUUCCAGCUUCUUCGUCCUCGACACACUGAUCAGCUAUUUCGACGAUAAGACGCUCUUUCCAAACUUGAAGCAGAUCGUGGUCGCUGGCCACUCCAUGGGUGGGCAGAUGGUACAGCGAUAUGCUUCAGUCUCAACUCUGCAAACGACGAGCCCCGUCACUUACUGGAUAGGCAAUCCUAACAGCUAUGCCUGGCUCAGUACUGAUCGCCCUCUGUCGACCUCCGCCUGUGCCGCAUAUGACAAUUACCGCGAGGGCUACGCUAACUACGACACUUACGGUGAUGCAAUGACUUACGGCAGUGCGCUGGUAGCACAAGGUCGCCAGGCCAUCGGCUACAACUAUGGUCAGAAGCAGAUCGCUUAUGCUCGCGCGCUACUCGAUCACGGAGACCACUCGACCGACUGUGCCGCAAGCACGACAGGUGCUGACCGUCACGAGCGAUUCUUCUUCUUCAUCAAAGCCUUUGCUCCAUCUUGCACCGAUCCUGCAGGCGUCAAUUGCGACACUGUCGACCUGAUCAACGUCUCGCAUGACAAUGGUCAAAUGUUCAAUUCUCCAGCUGGCCAGGCACGACUCUUCACCGACAACUUCUACGGCGAUGGAUCCCGAGCUUUUGACUUCGGCUACCCACGCCAGCAGGGAGGCGACGACCCCUACCCAGAUCCAAACCAAGUCAGCAUCUCAGGCAAAAGCAUCACAGGCAACUGGAAUGGAAUGACAUACCAAGGCUGCUGGACAAAUCAAGCCCCCACCACACCCUCCGCCCUCCCGACUCUACUCUACGACAAUUCCGGAAACUCCAUCGAAGGCUGCACGAGCGGCUGUCAAAAUGCGGGAUACGCGAUCGCUGGGGUACAGAACAGCACGCAAUGUUUCUGCGGCAACGCCCUCAAUUCGCAGAGCGCCGUCUUGGUCGUCGACAGUAGCUGCAGAUUGCCCUGUCCUGGCAAUGGGUAUGAGAUUUGUGGCUCGAAUGGGAGGUUGAGUGUCUUUGCCGCUACGUACCCGGCUUUUGAGUAG
Pseudocercospora fijiensis CIRAD86 is the source of this 1524-nucleotide messenger RNA. RefSeq lists its product as uncharacterized. Lineage: Eukaryota; Fungi; Ascomycota; Dothideomycetes; Mycosphaerellales; Mycosphaerellaceae. The transcript is spliced from 2 exons. The record is from RefSeq and is a predicted model, not a curated record. The coding region runs from base 1 to 1524 and encodes 507 amino acids.